AUGUCCCAAAGAGGCUGGUAUCAGCACACACCUCCGAGUCUGUCCAGCCUCAACCCAAGUCACGGUCAUCCCGACUACUCUCAUUCGCAUGCUGUAGCGCUGCAGGACAUCACACACUCACAAGACUUGGAAUCUCUCACUGGGGUGCAUGACCUGCCACACCCAGAAUCUUAUCUCUCCAGAUCAACUCUGAAUUUGAACGAUCCUAAGGUGUCUUGCUCUACAUAUCCCUCCAAUAUGCACCAGUCUGUCGGUGAUGGCAGCUACUCAUACUUGCAUGCAGGAUCACACUCUGCCACAUUGUCUAGCCUGAGUGGGAGCCAAGGAAACAUGUCCUGGCACCAUCACUAUGACGGUGUGGUAGCCCAGCAGCCAAACAUCACAGCACACUUGCAGGAGCUGACCUCUUUUCAUAGGGAGCAACUGGUACCUCAGGUCACAGAGCCAACAUUCGCUGAUGAUCUUGGGCCAGGCUCCAGCUCCAGCUCCUAUGACCACCACCAUUCAUAUCCCUCCUACACUCAGGUGUCCACAAGUAGCAACAGCUGCACAGACUUACACACACAGCUGCAUCUCAGCUCGGUUUCAGAGCGGCAGGUGUUUCGCCAAGGUGCUGGGCCAGAAUUACCUAUUUACAAUCCAAGCCUGAGCACCUUCCAUAAUCAUAGCAUGGGCACUACUGCACCAGCUCUACUCCCAGCUUUGAGACCCGUUGAUUUCUCUUCUGAGCAUAGCCUGAGCCAGGUAGCUCCAACCCUAUCAGAUCAAUCAGGUUUGGGCGUUUCCGGCUCGAUCAUUCUUGAUUCUACAUCUGAGUCUUUCGUGAAUAUGUUGGGCCAGAGGAGGAUGAUGGACGAUGUGUACCCUCAGGUGGCGAAGCAGCAAAAGUUUCUUGGUUCCGAGGUUCUCCCUACUAGUAUACCCACCAUAACUUCAUCAGAGUCACCGAUGGUCUUUGUACCAUUUUUGUUGAUCAAAAAUAUGAAAUGGUGCAGUGACAGACAGACAGUGGGCAAGUUGAACUUGUUCGAGUUCCAUUCGGGCAUUAGGCAAUUCAUCCGUUACAUGUCGUUCAAUACAUCUGGUUGGGAAGAUCAGCUCAUCACCACCAUGGCACUUGGAGGAACUUUUUGUAGCUGGGGGUUGAGGUGGUGCAUCAAUGGGUGGUUUGUAGAUGCUAUCUCAUGUCGACACGUUCAUGGUGCAUUAUACAUUACAGUAGACUUAGCCGCAACAGAAAUUGACUUUGGUUCACAGGCACACAAUCACCCAAAGCCGCGUGCAAAACUGUUUGAGAACACAUCAGCAAAAGGCGGCAGUCAAGUUGCCAUGAAGACAGAUGUCCAGAACUUCGAAGUUGGAGCAGAAGCUCCAAAUUUAGGGCCAGAUGGCUUCCAACUUCCAAGUGAGAGCGAGGAGAUCCUCUGCUGCACUUUCAAUGACGCUGGUGGAGACACAAUUGUAAUACGACAAAGUGAAGAUCAACCACAGAACAUGAUCUUGAACUGGUCAAGAGCAGUGUACAGUGGUCACUUUGACUUUCUGGAAGGCCGCGGUGAAGAUAGAGGGGGCUCUUGUCUCUUUUGUGUGCAAGUUCAAGUUGUCACUGUCACCAACAAAUUUAAUUGCUCUCAGAAAACCAUCAAGACUUCAAGACCAUGA
Messenger RNA from Suillus bovinus, 1662 nucleotides. RefSeq lists its product as uncharacterized. The transcript has 11 exons. The coding region runs from base 1 to 1662 and encodes 553 amino acids. The record is from RefSeq and is a predicted model, not a curated record. Lineage: Eukaryota; Fungi; Basidiomycota; Agaricomycetes; Boletales; Suillaceae.